AUGAAUUUCUCUUUACUUUCAAAUCUCACCUCUCUUGGGCUGCCUGAUAAUCGCCUUGUUGGUGUCAUUCCCCUUCAAAUAUGUGCACUUCCAAAGCUCAGACACCUCAACUUGUCCCGCAAUUACCUAACUGGUGAGUUACCUCUUUGUCUCCAAAACCUCACCAUGUUAGAAGUUGUUGACAUUCAUAGUAAUCACAUCGAUAGUCCUAUCCCUCCUGAAGUGGGAAAUCUAAAAAUGCUAAUCCACCUAGAUCUUAGUUCUAAUAAGCUUCAUGGCACGAUCCCUCCGACUCUUGGUCUUUUGUCCAAUUUACGCCUCCUCAAUCUUAGCCAAAAUGACUUAGAUGGCUUCAUCCCGCUUGAGAUAGGAAACUGUGUGAACUUGUACCACAUUGACCUAGAAGACAACUUCUUCGUCGGUCCCAUUCCUUCAUCUGUAGCAAAAUUGAGGAACUUGACGCAUCUCUAUUUGGGAGGAAACUCCUUCACUUGCCCCAUUCCUUUAUCUUUAGUCUAUUUAACCAACUUGAUCGUUUUAGAUUUACAUGGGAAUAAAUUUGAUUGUGCCAUUCCAUUGAAAAUAGGAGAUUUAUAUAGCCUCACUCAUCUAGAUUUGAGCUUUAACAACUUCACUAGUUCCAUUCCAUCCUCUAUAGGGAAUUUGACGAGCUUGACCCAUCUCUAUUUGCAAGAAAACAAACUUGGUGGAUCUAUUCCUACGGAAAUAGGAAAUUUAAAUAAUCUCAGGUUUCUAGAUUUGAGCUCAAACAACUUAGUCGGGAAAAUCCCCAUUGAACUUGAGAAUUUGAUUCCCAUAUUUCCAAGUUAUUUUUCCCCAGUUAGCCUUAACUUAUCAUACAAUCAUCUCAGUGGACCAAUUCCAGAAAAACUUAUGGCUGCUUUCACUCCUGCCGCUUUUCUCGGCAACAAAGAUUUGACCCAGUUUGAUGAAACCCCAGCCCACAGAAGGUUUAGCGUAGUUUUUCAUAUGACGGUGUUCAUUCCACUGGCUACAAUAGUUAGUUCUUGUAUAGUCGGAUCUUGCUUCCUAAUUCGACGUACAAAAAAGAGUGUGCAACCAAAGACUACAGAGAAAAAUGGAAAUUUCUUGUCAAUAUGGAAUUAUGACGGGGGCAUUGUGGGCAUUGCAUAUGAAGACAUAAUCAAUGCAACAGAGGACUUCGACAUCAAAUAUUGUAUCGGGACUGGCGGUUACGGGAGUGUCUAUAGAGCGCGAUUGCCCAAUGGGAAAGUCGUGGCAUUGAAGAAACUUCACCGUCUUGAAGCAGAGGACCCGUCCUUUGACAAGAGCUUUCGGAAUGAAGUGAAACACUUAACAAAAGUAAGGCAUAGAAGCAUUAUCAAGCUUCAUGGUUUCUGCUUACAUAGGCGAUGCAUGUUCUUGGUUUACGAAUAUAUGGAAAAUGGGAGUUUGUUCUGUGUUUUGAGAGAUGACGUUGAAGCGGUGGAAUUAGAUUGGUCCAAAAGAAUCAAUCUUGUCCAGGACAUGGCACACGCUUUGUCUUACAUGCACCAUGAUUGUGCUCAGCCAAUUGUUCAUCGAGACAUAUCUAGCAACAACAUCUUAUUGAAUAGCAAAAUGCAGGCUUUUGUAUCAGAUUUUGGCACCGCAAGACUUCUAAAUCAUGAUUCCUCAUCUAACUUCACCACAAAUAUCGGUGGCACCUAUGGAUAUAUUGCACCGGGUGAGCAAUACUUCAUACUUCAUAAGCUUUUCUUUCCUUUUUUUACCCUUACGGUUGAAUUAAACGACAUCUUUGAAAUUUCAUCAUCCAUGCACAUCAAUGACUUAUAG
This is a messenger RNA of Eucalyptus grandis, 1818 nucleotides long. RefSeq names its product MDIS1-interacting receptor like kinase 2. Gene Ontology annotation, cellular component: plasma membrane. The record is from RefSeq and is a predicted model, not a curated record. Gene Ontology annotation, biological process: protein phosphorylation; hormone-mediated signaling pathway. NCBI's taxonomy places the organism in Eukaryota, Viridiplantae, Streptophyta, Magnoliopsida, Myrtales, Myrtaceae. Gene Ontology annotation, molecular function: protein binding; ATP binding; protein kinase activity.